GAACCGUGAGCUCGCGAAGUGGUGUCGGUGAUCGCAAUGCGGCGGAAGUCGCGCGUUCCGGUCGCGCGAUGAACGCGCGUCGCACGUUUCUCGUAUGCUUUGGGUCGCAAGUCGCGCUUCCUAUGAUUUUGCUGAUAGUGCUAUUCUCCUUUACAGAAGCACAAUUUGAUCGUACUGUGAUGGUGGAUCGGAUGGAGAAUGUGACCCACACUGUGUCUCGGAUUCUAGAUGGAUACGACAUCAGAUUGAGGCCUAAUUUUGGUGGUGACCCCCUGUAUGUUGGCAUGGACUUGACCAUUGCGAGUUUUGAUGCUAUUUCAGAAGUUAAUAUGGACUACACAAUAACACUUUAUCUUAAUCAGUACUGGAAGGAUGAAAGGUUGGCUUUUGGGUUUACAGAAGAGCUUUUGACCCUAUCUGGCGACUUUGCUGAUAAAAUUUGGGUACCGGAUACAUUCUUCGCUAACGAUAAAAAUAGCUUCUUACACGAUGUGACGGAACGUAAUAAGCUGGUGCGUCUGGGUGGCGACGGCACCAUCACGUACGGGAUGCGGUUCACUGCCACCCUGGCUUGUAUGAUGGACCUCCACUACUACCCGCUCGACAGCCAGAAUUGCACCGUCGAGAUUGAAAGCUAUGGUUACACGGUGUCGGAUGUGGUCAUGUACUGGAAAGAGACACCAGUGCGAGGAGUUGAAGACGCCGAGCUGCCGCAGUUCACCAUACUGGGACAUGAAACUAAUGAUCGAAAGGAGAAGUUAGCGACUGGUGUUUAUCAGAGGCUUUCACUCAGCUUCAAGCUACGGCGGAACAUCGGAUACUUUGUGUUUCAAACUUACUUGCCGAGCAUUCUUAUUGUGAUGCUCUCGUGGGUGUCUUUCUGGAUCAACCAUGAAGCCACUUCAGCGAGAGUUGCUUUAGGCAUCACAACUGUCCUGACGAUGACCACAAUAAGUACGGGCGUCCGCAGCAGUCUGCCCCGCAUCUCGUAUGUGAAGGCUAUCGACAUAUACCUGGUGAUGUCUUUCGUAUUCGUGUUCGCCGCUCUUCUGGAGUACGCGGCGGUCAACUACACGUACUGGGGAGCACGGGCCAGGAAGCGCGCCAAGUUAAAAAACCGGGACCUCUCUGCGAGCACAAGCGUUGAAAAGGACCUUAGGACUAGUGGGUCUCGAUCUCCAGAAGAAAUAAUAGCUCUCCGUGAAUGUAGUGCAGGAUCAGGAAGGUUGUCGCCACUCUUGGGGCUCAGGUCGAAGCCUCUACCCGCGGCCGUGGGGGCCCCGUCCUUGAGGCUUCAGAGAGACUACAGCACCAUGAGAUAUAGAACACGACCACACUCUAGGACAUCUAAAAAUAGUGCCAGCCACAAGCCUCGUAUGAUGCAUGCUCUACGUAAGAGUGCAACUGUCAUUAAGUCAUCCAUGCCAAAGAUCCGUGACGUCAAUGUAAUAGACACGUACUCUCGAGUUAUAUUCCCAAUAUGUUUUCUUAUAUUUAACGCCAUCUAUUGGGGCUUCUAUGUAAUUGAUUAAGCAUCCAACGUAACAAACCUCAGUACAGGGCGUCGAAUAAAAUGGCGGUAUUUAGCGCGUACUCUGUGUC
This is a messenger RNA of Leptidea sinapis, 1602 nucleotides long. It is a transcript of the gene Lcch3, whose product is annotated as gamma-aminobutyric acid receptor subunit beta-like. The transcript has 10 exons. NCBI's taxonomy places the organism in Eukaryota, Metazoa, Arthropoda, Insecta, Lepidoptera, Pieridae. Gene Ontology annotation, cellular component: membrane; synapse; GABA-A receptor complex. Gene Ontology annotation, molecular function: GABA-A receptor activity; extracellular ligand-gated monoatomic ion channel activity; neurotransmitter receptor activity. The coding region runs from base 69 to 1532 and encodes 487 amino acids. The record is from RefSeq and is a predicted model, not a curated record. Gene Ontology annotation, biological process: signal transduction; chemical synaptic transmission; monoatomic ion transmembrane transport.